Brassica rapa (field mustard) is the source of this 1383-nucleotide messenger RNA. RefSeq names its product metal tolerance protein A1. The record is from RefSeq and is a predicted model, not a curated record. Gene Ontology annotation, molecular function: zinc ion transmembrane transporter activity. Lineage: Eukaryota; Viridiplantae; Streptophyta; Magnoliopsida; Brassicales; Brassicaceae. Gene Ontology annotation, biological process: zinc ion transmembrane transport. Gene Ontology annotation, cellular component: plasma membrane.
AUGGAUUCAACAAGAAAUAAAGUCUGCGGAGAAACAUCUUGUGUGUUUUCAACUUCUCCAAGCGAUGCAAAGGAACGUUCUGCUUCGAUGCGAAAGCUCUCUAUCGUUGUGGUGUUAUGUAUUUUGUUCAUGACUAUAGAAGUUGUCGGUGGCAUUAAGGCAAACAGUUUAGCUACUAUACUAACCGAUGCAGCUCAUUUGCUCACCGAAGUUGCUGCUUUUGCUAUCUCAAUCCUCUCCUUGUAGGCGUCUUCUUGGGAAGCGAAUCCGCGGCAGAGUUACGGGUUCUCCAGGAUUGAGAUUUUGGGUGCUCUUGUCUCAGUCCAGCUCAUUUGGUUACUCACUGGUGUUUUGGUCUACGAAGCUAUAACUAGACUCAUUCAACAGAGUAAUGAUGAUGUUAAUGGAUUCUUUAUGGUUCUUGUUGCUGCUUUUGGUUUAGUAGUAAACAUCAUAAUGAUUGUUGUGCUUGGACAUGAUCAUGAUACUGGCCAUUGUCAUAGUCAUGGUCAUGUACAUGAUCAUGAAUAUAAAUCUACUGAGCAAUUGUUGGAGAAUUCAAAGGAAAGGAGGAACAUUAAUGUGCAAGGAGCUUAUCUUCAUGUUCUUGGAGAUUUAAUUCAAAGCGUUGGAGUAAUGAUUAGAGGAGGGCUGAUUUGGUAUAACCCUAAAUGGAAAGUGAUUGACUUGAUCUGCACGUUAGUGCUUUCGGUUAUUGUCUGAUGGACAACCUUUAAGAUGAUUCGAAGCAUGCUUGAAGUUCUAAUGGAGAGUACACCGAGAGAAAUCGAUGCCAGGUUGCUAUAGAAGGGAUUGUUGGAGACUGAGGAAGUGGUGUCUGUUCAUGAGCUUCACAUUUGGGCAAUAACAGUUGGAAAAGUUCUGUUUUCUUGUCAUGUCAAGAUCAAACAAGAAUCUGAUGAUGCUAUGGUGCUUAACAAAGUGAUUGAUUACAUCCGGAGAGAGUACCGUAUCAGUCACGUUACCAUACAAAUCGAGCGUUAGAACAACAAAGCAAGCCGGAGAUGGUUAAUAUAUCUGGUUCUCUGUCAUUUUCAUGAUCAAAUCUCAAUCUUCUUUUUUGCUUUCUCGUGUUCUUUUCCUUUACAUUGUUCUUUGCUAUGUCAUUGUUUUUGUUUAUGAAGAAGUUUUUUUCUUGUUUUAUCUUAAAAAGGGUAUCUGAAAGGACAUAGCUUUAUUUGAGAUUAGGUCUUUGUGUUAUGUUACUGUAGAAGAAUCUGAAUCUUUAGGGUUUAUCUCUUAUAACAUGCCUACCAAUAAGAGUGGGGCAUGUUUGUCCUUAGAGCAAGUAACCAUAGCUCGUGUGUGACAGUAGCAAACCAGAUCACAGUACACACACACAUGAUAAAAAAACAAUUCAAA